Messenger RNA from Rhincodon typus (whale shark), 3615 nucleotides. RefSeq names its product TatD DNase domain containing 2 (gene tatdn2). Lineage: Eukaryota; Metazoa; Chordata; Chondrichthyes; Orectolobiformes; Rhincodontidae. The record is from RefSeq and is a predicted model, not a curated record. Gene Ontology annotation, molecular function: hydrolase activity, acting on ester bonds.
CAGGUUGAAGGAUUGGGGAUAGGGAAUGGACUCCCAGGAAAAGGGAUUGCAAACAUCCCAACGGCCAGAGAAUGAUGUGGGCGUUUAUUUUUCUGGAGCACGAUGGGAAAUAAAGGGGUUUGUAAUCCUAGAGCUCCUUCCGUGACUUUCUUCUCAAAACUCUGUUUUUCACAGCAAGGGAAACAGUUGCAUUUGCUGUGGUAGUGUUGGAAAUGCAGCUGCCAGUUUAUGCGUGGGAAGAGCCUGUCACUGGUGAUGAGGGGGCUCAAAACAAAAACCCAGAAAUGGUUGCAAAAGGCUAUCAGGUCUUGGCAGGAUCUGUGGAAAGAGUUAACGUUCUGGGGGGUGUGACCCUUCCUCAGAACUGGUAAUGAGUGACUCAUCUGGCUUUAGUGGUGUUCAUUGAGCACAGCCAUGAGCUGAAGACUGGCACCUGUGUUGGUGAGGAUCUUGGACUUGGCAUCUCUAGCUGAAGAUGGCAGCAAAUGUUUCUGUCUUUUGCAUUCUGGUGCUGUGACCUUCAACUGAAACAAAGAUGUUUAUGGAACCACCACCUCUAGUUUAACUGACUAUCGUCAACCUGUACUGUUCUGCCCUUGGAAUUUUUGGUUUUUUUUGCUCUGGUCCUGUGUUGUACCAUCAAGAUUUUAGACAUGCCUUAUGCUGCUCCUAGUUGUACUCCUACACUUUGAAGAAUUGAUCCUCUGGUUUGAUGGCAAUGGUUUAAUGAGGAAUGUGUUAGGCCAGAAGGUUACAGAUUUUCAUGGAAUACAAUUCUAUGCUGCUGAUGGAUGCCCAGUUUUCAGCUGCUCAAUGUGUUCUGAAUCUUUCUGAUUUAGGAUGAUGGCUGUGCUGCACAUCAUGCUGGAUGCCAAUCAGCAUAAGGCUGAAAUGCUCUUGCUACAGAGAAGACAUGGUGGUCACUACUACUAAUACAGUCAUGGAUAGACUCACUUGUGACAGAUUGAUGAGGAUAAGCUGCAGCAGUAAUGGAGUCAAGCAAUCAAAAGCAAAAGGUGAAGUUUAGUUUUGAUGCUGACUUUAUUGAAUCUCCAAGUAAAUACAGGAAAUAUGCAACAGAGAUGCUGCAUUGUUCACAUUGGAUGCAGGCACGACAAAACAGUAAUGGUUCUAUGAUGGAUCAUGUAGACAGCUUCCAGAAAAACAAAGAAAUGGGGCCAGCCUUUAGCAGUAUUGAACAAGUGAAUUCCACACCAGAAACUCCUGGUGUUGUCUUUUCUCAUUCGCAAGACUUCAAUUUCAACUGCACAAAUCAAUGGAAAAAGAGAAUUUCAUUUUGGAAUACUCUGUUUGCUGACAAAAAUCAUGAUCAAAAGAGAUCAACAUCAAGAUUGCCACAGCUAGACCAUGCUGAUGAUAGUACAACAAAUGAAAGGCGAAGUCCUCCUGCAGUUUUGAGCAGUACCUUGAAGCAAACAGCCAUCUCUGUGGUCCAGAGAAGAGAUUACAAAAAUCUCAUUCAACAAGAGACUUUGAAGGCAGCAUCAAUGCAGGGCAGUAAAGUCCUCUGGCUUAAAGCCAUAUCAGAAGCUACUGGUGGUGUCCUAAGUCAAAGCCAGCCACCAAAUGCUACUAGAAAUAGCAACCACUUCAAAGGAACACAGACUGGAUUAGUAUCUGCAGAACCUAUCUCAAAAUAUUGUGGGCAAAAACCAGGAGAGAUUUACCAUGAGAAGAACAAUGCCCAGGAGCAGUUUCAAUACAGCUUUCAAGAGUAUGAAACUGAUGCUGAAAAUAAUUCUGUAGAACCAAAGCACAACAAUGGAUCGAAUACCUCUCCAGGAAAUAAUAUCAAAAAGCUGAACCCAGAGCUGGUAUUUGAGGAUGUAGCUGUGGAUAAUGAGCAAAGCGUAAAAGGAAACCAGAACAUCCUUUCAAAAAAUGAUACUGAUCAAUGCAAAAUAUUCAUGGACGAUCAAUCUUUUGGAAGCAACUGUUCUGAUGUUGAAGAUCCCUCUGCUUUAGCUAUUUCUCCACAGGAACGUUCUAGUCCAAUGUGCAACCUAAAAAACUACAAGACUAGCACUCCAUUAGCAACCAAAUGUGUAACACAUCCACCAUUCUUGUACUUGAAUUCUUCUUAUCCAUAUUCAGAGUACAGGGCAAGCCCUCCAACCUCUCAGCAAUCUUCAUCCAGCACACUUUAUGAAAAUUGGCAACAGCCUAACUGUGAAGAAAGAACAGAAUCUUUUACAAGCCAUUUAGUAAACUCUUCGCAGCGUUUACAGUCUACUAUUUGCAAUAACUUGUCUUUUGAAUCAAUUCGCUGCUCAUUACAUCAGUUUGAAAACAGCAAUAAACUGGAUAUGACUACAGGUUCCUUCAACUCUUCAAUACUCGAUUCAGAAACUUUGGCUAAUAAUUCGGAGAAUCAUUGUGAAGUGAAGUGGGGAUUGAACUACCGAAAGGAAGGCUUUAUAGACACACAUUGCCAUCUGGACUUUUUAUUCUCUAAAUUGUCUUUUAGGGGAACUUUUUCAAACUUUAUGAAGGUUUACAACAGCACUUUCCCAGUGGAGUUUCAUGGGUGUAUCACAGAUUUCUGUGACCCUCGUAGUCUGGUUCUUGGGAAUGUAUGGGAAUAUUUACUGGAUGAACCACUUGUUUGGGGUGCUUUUGGCUGCCACCCUCAUUUUGCCCGUUAUUAUACAAAUUUACAAGAAAAGGCAAUUAUUCAAGCACUGAGACACCCCAAAGCAGUUGCUUUUGGUGAGAUAGGAUUGGAUUAUUCUUAUAAGUGUUCAACGGACAUCGCCAAACAAAAGCAGGUCUUUGAAAGGCAGCUAAAACUUGCAGUGGCAUUAAAGAAGCCUCUUGUCAUACAUGGCAGGGAUGCUGAUGAAGACUUAUUUGAGCUAAUGAAAACUAAUGUCCCAAAGGAUUACAGGAUUCAUAGGCAUUGCUUUACAGGCCGAUAUGAAGUGAUUGAACCAUUUCUACGAGAAUUUUCUAAUUUGUCAGUUGGAUUCACAGCCCUGUUAAGCUACCCAACUGCUGUUGUGGUCAGGGAAGCAGUAAGAAGAAUUCCAAUAGAGAGGAUUGUUGUAGAAACUGAUGCACCAUAUUUUUUACCUAGAGGAAUUUCAAAGAGGGUUUGUUGCUAUUCCCAUCCAGGACUUGCCUUAUGUACACUAAUGGAAAUUGCCAGGCAGAAAGUUAUGAAGCUAUCCACAGUUCUUUCUAUAGUGAGAAAAAAUACUCAAGAGAUAUAUGGAAUAUAAACAAUUGACCUAAUGUAAUCCUAUUUUAAUUGUUUUUUAAAUUGUGUCCCAUAAGAAUGUCAACAUUUAAUGAAUGAAUUUAUCCCAGCUUGGAAUGUUAUUUUUCAGCUUGCAUUUUUGCAUAAGGCUUAGUUUGCAUAUUUUUAAUUUGAGUACUAUUUCUUAUCAACUUUGAAUAUUGGAUGUUGCAACAUUAAUUUGUAAUGACUCACUAAAUAUAAAUGAAGAUGGGACUUAAAUUUCUGACCCUGGAUUUGUCAAUUUUGCAAGUCAAGAUUUUAAAUAUUAAGAGAUGGGUAGUUCAACCCAACAGCUCAAUAUUAGUUUCUAGCUAUCAUUUUUUUUCCUUGACUUAGUUUGUAAAUGAAUUAAA